Messenger RNA from Haplochromis burtoni (Burton's mouthbrooder), 1965 nucleotides. RefSeq names its product phospholipase B domain containing 2 (gene plbd2). The transcript is spliced from 12 exons. The coding region runs from base 44 to 1744 and encodes 566 amino acids. NCBI's taxonomy places the organism in Eukaryota, Metazoa, Chordata, Actinopteri, Cichliformes, Cichlidae. Gene Ontology annotation, biological process: phospholipid catabolic process. The record is from RefSeq and is a predicted model, not a curated record. Gene Ontology annotation, molecular function: glycerophospholipase activity. Gene Ontology annotation, cellular component: extracellular region.
GGUGACUUGGCCCAUCGAAGUCACAUGAUUUGUUCACGUAAACAUGGCGUGCAGGCGGAACGGAGCUGACCGUGUUAGAAGUUUUACAGAGGUUUUAGAUCUUUUAAAGAUGUUUUUGCUUUUGUUUUGUAUGUUUACGGCCGUUCGAGCAGAAAUACGAACGGCUGUGAUCGACAAGCAAACCGGACAGCUGUCUGUCAUAGAGGGAUAUCAGGAGGAUUUUGUGGCUUGGGCGAAUUUCACUGAUGAUAUUGAAACGUCAGGCUGGUCUUUCUUGGAGGUGACUACCAGCAGUCGGUACAACGACAGCAUCCAGGCUUACGCUGCAGGUGCAGUUGAGGCUGCAGCAACGUCUCCGCUGAUCUAUAAACACUGGAUGAACACUCUAAUGGGUUACUGCGAACCCUUGAUGUAUGAAUCUGCCUACUGCGAGCGCCUUAAGUCUUUCAUCAUAACCAACAUGCAGUGGAUUCAGGACCAAAUAGAGAAUAAUCCAAACUCACCCUACUGGUACCAGGUGCGUCUGACAUUGUUGCAGCUCAAAGGUUUGGAGGACAGCUACAAUGAUCAGCUGUCUUUGCCAAUAGGGUCAUUCUCUCUCAACCCAUUUGGCUUCCUACUUUUCCAAAUGGGCGGAGACCUUGAGGACCUGGAAUCGGCUCUGAAUAAAUCCAGUCAAACCCGACCCAUUGGCUCUGGCUCCUGCUCUGCACUGAUUAAGCUUCUGCCUAACAAUAAGGAACUGCUGGUGUCACAUGACACCUGGAACACCUACCAGGCCAUGCUGCGCAUAAUGAAGAAAUACAUUUUUUCCUUUAAAGUUUCUCCUCUAGACAACUAUGUUCUUCCUGGAAGAACUCAGGCAUUCUCAUCCUACCCUGGAUCCAUCUUCUCUGGGGAUGACUUUUACAUCCUAAGCAGCGGCUUGGUUACUUUGGAAACCACCAUUGGCAACAGCAACCCUGCUCUCUGGAAAUAUGUUCAGCCCACUGGAACAGUCAUGGAGUGGCUGAGAAACAUUGUUGCAAAUCGGCUCGCUGCUACUGGCAAGGACUGGGCAGAAAUCUUCACGAAGUACAACAGUGGAACUUACAACAACCAGUGGAUGAUUGUCAACUACAACCUCUUCACUCCAGGGAAGACUGACAUCACAGAAGGGCUCUUUGUCGUGCUGGAGCAGAUUCCAGGACUCGCCAUUUACGCUGAUAAAACUCAGGAACUGCUGAAGAAAGGAUACUGGGCUAGUUACAACAUACCGUACUAUGUGGAAAUAUUUAAUAAGAGUGGCUGCAAUGAGUUGGUUGAGAAGUUUGGCCCGUGGUUCUCUCUGGACCAGAAUCCUCGGGCUCAGAUUUUCCAGAGAAACCAGACAGAUGUUACAGAUGUGGACUCGAUGGUCCGCCUGAUGAGGUAUAAUAACUUUAAGGAAGAUCCACUCUCAAAGUGUGACGGCUGUGAUCCACCUGAGAACGGAGAGAAUGCGAUCUCAGCGCGGUCAGACCUGAACCCAGCUAAUGGAACAUAUCCAUUUGGCGCCUUAAAGCAGAGACCACACGGAGGAACAGACAUGAAGCUGACCUCCUACGAGAUGUUUCGAGAGUACGGCAUGGUGGCAGUGAGUGGUCCAACCUGGGACCAAGUGCCACCCUUCCAGUGGAGCGCUUCCCCCUACAAAGACCUGCUACACAUGGGUCAGCCUGAUGUAUGGCGUUUCAAGCCUAUAAAAGUCACCUGGACUCCUUAACUGGCAUCAGUAGUUCCAGCUCUAUGAUGUUUGACAAAGGGAAAUGGCAUCACUGCUUCUCACAAAAAUCUUUAAGUGGUACAGAGAUUAAUAAUGUACCUCUAUUUGAAUAAGAAGACAGAAAAUUAGAUUUUUUUUUUUGCAUUUCUCUUUCUCAUGCAAAAUAUGUGAAAAUCAUUAUAAUAAACCCAAUAAAUAUGCACCUUUCUGUGGAGAAAUCA